This is a messenger RNA of Cornus florida, 2482 nucleotides long. RefSeq names its product probable serine/threonine-protein kinase At1g54610. NCBI's taxonomy places the organism in Eukaryota, Viridiplantae, Streptophyta, Magnoliopsida, Cornales, Cornaceae. Bases 451 to 2184 code for a protein of 577 amino acids. The transcript is spliced from 8 exons. Gene Ontology annotation, molecular function: cyclin-dependent protein serine/threonine kinase activity; RNA polymerase II CTD heptapeptide repeat kinase activity; ATP binding. The record is from RefSeq and is a predicted model, not a curated record. Gene Ontology annotation, biological process: protein phosphorylation; positive regulation of transcription elongation by RNA polymerase II. Gene Ontology annotation, cellular component: cyclin-dependent protein kinase holoenzyme complex; nucleus.
AAAAAAACACUACUCCGUCAAUUUCUCUCUCUAACAUUCUCACUCUCUCACUCCGUGAGUCAAAAAUUCACAAAUACACUACAGUAGAGAGAGAAAGUUGAGCAGAAAGAGAGAUCAGCAUUCUCUCUCACUCUACACUUCAAUGCAAAUCCUCAAUUCGGUAGCACUCAUUUUUGACCGCCAUAAGUUGUGGGCUCUAGCUCUGAAUCAUUACUACCUCUACUUUGUGGGGCAAAAAAGCUAGGGUUCUUGAAUUAGCGUAUAUUCUUUGUAUUAAUCAAACAUUGCCUUUGAUUGCUGCGGAAUUAAUUAGCGUUUGUUGGAAGAUUUGUGUGUUUGUUUGCAGUUUUGAUUGAUCGGGUUGUUUGGGGUUUUGAAUGAAGGCCCGGAGUGUAGAAUGUGAUGAGAAAUGAGGGUUAGGGCUAGGGUUGGAGUUUGGUUAUAUGAGAGAUGGGGUGUGUGUUCGGAAGAGAGAUUUCGUCGUCAGGGCCGCCCAGCUCGGAGAUUGUAGUAGAGAAGCGGAGGGAGAAGGAGAGAGAGAGGGAUUUGGCGGUUCCUUCGGGGAGGAGAGAGAAAGUUGCAGUUGAAAAGGCGGAGGGUGGUGGUGGUGAGGUUCAGAAUGGUGGGGAUCAGAAGGAGGAACAGAAGGAAGGGAGUACGCGGCCGAGGGGGGAGAGGAGGCGGUCCAGGACGAAUCCGAGGUUGAGUAACCCACCCAAGAAUGUGCACGGAGAGCAAGUGGCUGCUGGGUGGCCUUCUUGGCUCUCGGCUGUGGCAGGUGAGGCAAUCAAUGGGUGGACGCCUCGUCGGGCCGACACAUUUGAGAAAAUUUGUAAGAUUGGGCAAGGUACAUAUAGUAAUGUGUACAAAGCUAGGGAUGCUAUAACAGGGAAAGUUGUUGCUUUGAAGAAGGUUCGAUUUGACAAUUUGGAGCCCGAGAGUGUAAAAUUUAUGGCUAGAGAGAUUUUGAUCCUGCGAAGAUUGGAUCAUCCCAAUGUUAUUAAACUGGAAGGUUUAGUGACAUCGAGGAUGUCAUGUAGUUUGUACCUUGUAUUUGAGUAUAUGGAGCAUGAUUUGGCUGGACUCGCAGCGAGCCCAGGAAUCAAGUUUACAGAACCUCAGGUCAAGUGUUUCAUGCAUCAGCUAUUGUCAGGGCUUGAACACUGUCAUAACAACCAUGUGCUGCAUCGGGACAUUAAGGGGUCAAAUCUUCUUAUUGACAAUGAAGGGGUUCUUAAAAUUGCUGAUUUCGGGUUGGCUUCUUUCUUUGAUCCUAAUCACAAACAGCCCAUGACUAGUCGGGUGGUUACUCUAUGGUACCGGCCCCCAGAGCUUCUUCUUGGGGCCACUGACUAUGGUGUAGGAGUGGACCUUUGGAGUGCAGGUUGCAUUAUUGCUGAACUAUUGUAUGGGAAGCCUAUUAUGCCUGGUCGCACUGAGGUGGAACAGCUGCACAAAAUAUUUAAGCUUUGUGGUUCUCCUUCUGAAGAAUAUUGGAAAAAGUCAAAGCUACCACAUGCAACUAUAUUUAAGCCCCAACAAUCAUACAGACGAUGCAUAGCAGAGACAUUUAAAGAUUUUCCACCUUCAUCACUGCCAUUAAUUGAGACACUUCUUGCAAUUGACCCCGCUGAACGUCAAACUGCCACAGCUGCGUUAGGGAGUGAAUUCUUCACAACCAAACCAUAUGCUUGUGAAUCUUCCAGCCUUCCAAAAUAUCCUCCCAGCAAGGAGAUGGAUGUGAAAUUACGGGAUGAAGAAGCUAGAAGACUGAGAGCUGCAGGUAAAGCCAACGCUGAUGGUGUCAAGAAAACUCGUACACGUGAUCGAGCUGUUAGGGCAUUCCCUGCCCCAGAAGCCAAUGCUGAGUUGCAAGCCAAUCUUGAUCAGAGGCGGCGUCUAAUCACACAUGCAAAUGCAAAGAGCAAGAGUGAGAAGUUUCCUCCUCCGCACCAGGAUGGAACACUUGGUUAUCCUUUAGGUUCUUCACAUCACAUUGAUCCAGCUUUUGACCCUCCUGAUGUCCCAUUCAGUUCCACAAAUUUCUCAUAUCCAAAGGUGCCCAUCCAAACUUGGUCUGGCCCAUUGGUAGAUUCUGCCGUUGGCGCUCCAAGAAGAAAGAAACAUAAGGAUCCUCACAAGGAUAGGAAUUCUGCUCGGGUGAAGGACAAGGAAGCCAUGUAAUAUAUUGUUUGGUUCUCUACUCACGGGAGCCUUAAUAUACAAAGCUGCAAAUGUGGCUGGACCAGUAUAUUUUCAAUGCGAACCGGGAAAAUUGUUAAACUUCAUUGAGAGGUAUAGUAUUUUUCAUUUCAGAUUUCUUGUUUUCGUCCUAUUUUUGAAUGGUUGGAGCUUCUCCAGUAAUGUAUAUGUUGAUUUUUUUUUUUUCUCUCUGUGUUGACAAACUCUUUUUAUCAACUCUUUUUAGACUAGUAAACAAUCUAAUAAAUAUAUCACAGAACCUGCAAUGUUUACAUUUUGA